CAGGGCUGUGAUCGUGUCAGGUGAUGCAGCGGCAGCCACUACUCUCUCUAUUUUCUUUCUUUGUGGAGAAAUCACUGGUCCCUCAACCCGGAUGCUGUGCCACAACUAUCGAUAAUUCCCCCCAGUGCGCAGCGCUGUAGGCUGAGGAAGGGGCGGAAAUAUUUCAGUACCCUUGAAGCGGACAGCUCUUGCCGGAUCCCCACGCUUCUGACCACCGGGCUCCGCAUCCGUGCCUGGAGAGCAGGCAGGAUCAUAAUUUAUACCUAAGAUAGGGGAGGGUAAAGCGGCCACAAAAAGGCAAACACCUCCCUGCUCUUGGAAGAUCGUGACCACUUUCACGCCGUUUUAGCCGUAGUGGAAGGGUGAGAAAGAGGGAGGAAGAAAGGGAGCAGAGCAUCACUACAGAGAGAGAUGGCGGAGUGCGGGCGAAAGGCGCUGUCUCUCCUGGAAGCGGCCCGGUCCCGGUACGAGAGCCUGCAGAUAUCCGACGACGUGUUCGGCGAGUCCGGGGAUGACAGCAGCGACAAUCCCUUCUACAGCACCUCCGGAGACUCCGACUCUGACAACUACAUAGCCGAGGUAGGCGAGGAGGACCAGCACCACCACCAAAAACGGGGCGGCAAGGAGAGCAGCGGGCAACGCGGGGGAGCAGGAGGUGGUGGCAGCGGGAGAAUCGGAGCCGGUCCCCCGGGCUCUCUGUCCCGUAGUCAGGCAGAGGAGGAGGGCUGGACGGAGACUCUGCAGGAUGUCACGGUGCCGCCGUUUAAAGAGACAUAUGGCCCUGCUCAGAAGAUGCCGGUCACCGCCACAGCGUUGGACUUCUUCCAGCUCUUCGUCCCAGACAAUUGCAUCCAAAACAUGGUCACCCAGACUAACAUGUAUGCCAAGAAGUUCCAGGAACGCUUCGGCUCAGACGAAGGCUGGCGUCCUGUCACAGCCCAGGAGAUGAAGGCCUUCCUGGGCUUUGUCACCUCCACCAGUGUGCACCGCUGUGAGUCGGUGCUCAGCAUCUGGAGCUCAGGCUUCUUCAGCAACCGGAGCAUCGCCUUGAAGAUGAGCCAGGCACGCUUUGAAAAGAUCCUCAAGUACUUCCACAUUGUGGCUUUCCGGCCAUCACAGGGAAGCAACCAGGGCCUGUACAAGAUCCAGCCCUUCCUGGACUCGCUGCAGCAGUCGUUCAGCUACACCUUCAGACCUUCACAGACACAGGUUCUUCAUGAGCCAUUGAUAGACGAAGAUCCAGUGUUCAUUACCACCUGUACGGAAAGAGAGCUGAGGAAGAGGAAGAAGAGGAAGUUCAGCCUCUGGGUUCGACAGUGUACCUCCACCGGAUUCAUCUGUCAGAUCUCAGUCCAUCUGAAGGAGGGCACCGAUGCUCUGGCCACCUUGAAGAACAAACCUCAGCUCCACAGCCUCGUGGCCAAGCAGCUCUGCCAGAACAUCUCCGGCAAGAACAGCAUCAUCUUCACCGGGCCAUCCAUCACAAGCCUCAGCCUCUUUACUGAAUUCAGCAAACAAGAUAUCUACUGCUGUGGACUGCUGAGCACCAGGAAGAGCGACUGUACAGGCUUACCACUAAACAUGUUGGUCUGCGGCUCCACGCCAGCGCAGCGCGGCCAAUCACGAGUAAUGAUGAAAGGCAGCAUGUCACUGAUCAGCUGGUACAACAAGGGACACUUCAGGUUUCUCACCAACAGCUAUUCCCCAACAAAACAAGGUAUCAUCAUUAAGAGGAAAAGCGGGGAGAUCCCAUGUCCCUUGGCUGUUGAGGCCUUUGCGGCGCACCUCAGUUACAUCUGCAAAUAUGACGACAAGUACAGCAAGUACUUUAUCUUCCAUAAGCCCAACAAGACCUGGCAGCAGGUGUUUUGGUUGAGCAUCAGCAUCGCCAUCAACAACGCGUACAUCCUCUACAAGAUGUCUGACGCCUACACGGUGAAACGCUACAGCCGAGCGCAGUUUGGAGAGAGACUGGUCAGAGAGCUGCUGGAUUUAGACGACUGCUCCCCCACACAGUGAGGAGGAGGAGGAUGAGGACAGCAGGAGUGCACACACACACACACACACACACACACACACACACACGCUAACACAAUCCCCACACAUGCAUUCACACUUCAUUAUAGUUGUACGGACUCUGCAGUCUGUGUCUGUGUGAUAAUACUGAAGCAGGCCAAGCUUGGCAUGUCUCUCUUCCUCUAGUUGUUUUUCGUGGUACUGUAAAUAUUCAUUAACACAGGACUGCACACUACACAAUAGAGAAUCAUGAGCCAUGGGACAGUUCACAUGCCUCAACUGCAACUUUUAACCACACAGUUUUACUAAGGAUUUGUCAGCAGGAGCUAUUUCACAAGCAGAGAUGCAGGCGAGAACAAUGAAACUGGGACGAAUUUACCUUUAAAUGAUGUCAGUUUCGAGUCUUAACUCUUAUUAAAGAGUUAUCAAUAUGAGCCUGAAAUUACCCGUGGGUGUGUUCAAAUGCGUCAGGCUACAUGUAGAUCGAUAUUUACACUCUGCAAAAACACCUGGGACCCUGUAACAAAAGCUUAGUAAACCAGGACAAUGGUGUGUUCACACGCUGCAUGCAUAAAGAAUGUGGAUUGUGAUGUUCUCUUGUUUGGUGUGAACAUGAUUUCUGCUCCAGUUGGGUUUUGAAACAUUUUUGUGUGUGUGUGUAUGUAUUAAGGAAGUGGAACUGCCAUUUGUGUGUGCGAUGUUGAGUUGACGUUGAGGAUGUAAAUGUACGGCUGUUGUGACCCAGAUGUGUCGUGUUGCUGCAUACUGUACUCGCUAGAGGAAGACUGUCGGGUGAUGUACAGCCACACACAGCAGUGUGCCACCCAUUCACAUCCUCCUAAUUGAAAAGAGCCCAGAAAAUACUUUUAAAAAACAACUCUUUCAGAUGUCUUUAAGCCCCUGAAGACUUGGUUUCCAAUUUUGAGUAUUUCUCUACAACGGUAAAUAUUCAUUAUUAAAAAGGCAACAAUUACAGUUUGGGAAGAAAAAAACAUUCUUUCUUUUAUUUUUUAUCAAGAGGUUAACAUUUAAAAACUCAGCGAAUCUGCUUCAUCAGGACUGUGUGGUUUGAUCAGAUUUGAUUGACAACAUAAAGUAACAAUCCCACAACGUUUUUUUCUUAAUUUAAGUAUUCUUAAAUCCUGAUUGGUGUACCGAAAUACACGACCCCACUCCCUUCAAACCAGUGAGCAAAACAGAGACAAAAACACAAAUACAUACAUUUCUCAUAUUAAAUAACCAAAACUGCUCCAACUUUGGCAGAAAAUGCUGUGCUCAUGUAGGAUUACAUUCCUCGUACUAAGAAGCGGAUUGAAGAAAUUGGUCUUUCGGGGUCUUUAACAAAAAAUAAAUCUAACAAUAAAUGCCGUCAAAUCUGCAGCCUACUUUCAUACCACCAACACUUUCAAAGGCAGAUAAACUCAUCUUAUUUGUCUGUUUUAUCUGUGCUUUGCAGGGCACCACAAGUUUAAAAUAUGCUUGAUUGAAUGUUAAGUAAACAAGUGUUGCUAAGCAACGAGUACAAUCUUGGCAAGUCAGCAGGGGUUUGGAUAGUGUUGCUUGGCAAAAUUUAGGUAAAGGAAGAAAAAACGGAAUCACUGGUGGCUCAUAAGAUGUCCCAGAAAACCAAAUGUUGCAACAAAUCUUAAUGUAGAUAAAAGGCUCAGACUGGUGCCCAAAUCUUAUCAGGAACUCCAGAAGUGAACUGAACAAUUUCAUCUAAUACCUUCUCAUCUGAAAUAGAAGCAAGGAAAUGUUGUUUCUUGCCAACAGAUUUAGACCUGCCACCUCGUGUCCAGCCAAUGGAAGUAUUUAUCUGAUUAAAAUGCACUUACUGUCUUCUGACCAUGUAUCUUUACCACACUGCUGUCUGUAGCUGUAAUGAGGACUCUACAGUCCACUGUGCUUUGCUUAACAUGUUAUGCAGUCAAUGUUAUUGUCAUGCUGGUAUCAAGUUGUGAAGAUUUUAAGUGAAGGGUUUUGUUGUGUGCUUGCUCAAUCAGCAUGGUUCGAUGUGUGAAUACAGUAAGAUGACGGUCUUUUAUGCUGGUAGAAUUGUAGAAUGAUUGGAACACUGGCAGGACUCAUGCACUUUCUCCCAACACAGUCUUGCACUUCGAGGAGAGUUGUAAAGUUAGCAACAUGUUUACUAGAUAAUGCUUUUAUUAAUUUUGAACUCGAUGCUAGUAUACACUGCUCUCAGAAAAAUUAUGUAAAUAUACAUAGAUAAAUGAAAUGGGUUAUAUAAAAAUACGCCAAUGAAAAUAAGACUGAAAAUGAAGGACUAUAACCAAAACAAAAAAGAUUUCCAUUGUAGAUAGAGAGUACAAGGUACAGUAUGUGUGUGUAUAUUUUGUUUACAAAUUACUACUGAGUGUUUGUCAAUAAUCACUGUCACUGAGACUUAAGAUUGUGAUUUUUUUUCUUUUUUUACUUUUUCACUAAUCCAAAGCAUCGUUGUAGUCAUUGUGGCGCUUGUCGUGUAAUCACCUCGAAGUAACACUGUUAGUCUUAAGAGGCACCCCUGUCAUGUCAUGUAACUCGUCAUGUCAACUCGUGAUUUUAAUACAAUGUUCAUUAUCGACUAAUUACACACACGUUUAGUAUGAAAUUGAUUGGGUUGUAUAAAAACACAUGCAACAAUUCCAGAAACCCAUCCUGCCCAUUAGACUGCAUAUGUCCGAUAUUGGUAAUAAAGAAAAGAAAAAUCCACACUACUAAAAAAAAAAAAAAAACUCUUAAAACAGAAAAAAAAAGAUCAAGCCUCAUUGAAUAGCAGUUUCUUUGCUGAUUUCCUUGAAGUCACCUCUGAUGUUGGUUGUGGUCAGAAGUGUGCUCUGUAACACACCCACCAGUCACAGUGGAGUGCACUUCUAAAUCACUGCAGCAAGGUGAGAUGUUAAGUUAACCCACUGCAGGUCAGAAAAGACAACAUUUUAAGAUGGUGUUUGGUUGCUCUUUACAGCAAAUCUACUCAAUAUCGAUCCCUGCAAUAUUUGGGUGUAUUUUUCAUAUUCCCAUUAAUAACUGAGAUUUUGAACCAACAUAUUUCCCUUGCAACAUCAGUGAUAUUUGAUAUAAGAAUUGUUUUAGCUUCCUGAAAUAUCGAAUAUCGAUAAUUUAGAAAGUAAAACCAAUUACCACUGAGACUAACCUCAGAAGCCUUGAUGCAUGCGUGUGUACCUGCAAGGCAUGUUGUAGUCUGAGUAAGGGGCAUGGAUGCGAUCAUCACUGACUGAAGCAGGAAUGGACGAGGCAGGUUGAUAAUAAUAAAAUCCAGCUCUUCAAAGCAAAAUAACCCCAGGACUGCGUCACAGAAAAUUGUGAAGCACAUAUAACUGCCGAGAGUAUCCUAGGGGGAAUACUUCCUUUACAGUCUGUCAUACAUAAAAAAAGAGCUGCAUCUGUGAAUGAGCAUUCAAUCUGCAGCUCAUGGAAGCACAUGUCACAUAUUUACCUUUUAGAUCGCAAAGGAUGUGUGUGUGACAUAUGCAGAGGUUGUCUGUAGUGCUUAUAUCGCUUGGCUCAGACCACGCAUGAGAAAGAAUUAUGCACCAGGGACUCUGCAAGGCCACGAUUAGUUGGAAACUAAUUAUAUGAGUAUAAGAGGAAGGAAAAGUGGUAGUUCUCAAGUUUUUCUGCCCAUAUGUUAAUAUUGUUAUCACCCCAACUUUCAGACUGAGAGCUGAGCGUCGUCUCCUUUUUAUCUAUCAGAAGAGAAGGGCCGAGGAUCCUCCCCAUGAUGCUUUUGUUCAGUUAGUUCAGAAGAGGGUUGCGUUUUAGCUCAUGUAGAUCAGAAACAUGGCUUCAUUUUAAAUUCUCAGGUUGAUCUCUGAAGUGAUUAUUCUUUCCAGCUGGCUCUAUUGACCAGCCAUGAAUCAGAUAUUUCUAUAGUGCCUUUUCUGCUCAUGUUCCCACUGUCAUUGCCAUGGUUUAGUGUUGUUGAUUUCCUGAAAUGGAGUUAAUGUGAAUGAUUAGAACAGAUUAGAUUUUGAAAUGAAUAUGGCAAAAUCCUGUCCUCCUUGGUGAUUAAUAGAAACUAGUAAAAUAAAUCUAUCACCUCUGCAGUAGAGUUUUAGAUGCUGGAAAUGUUUUAUGCAGCCCUAUGCCCUUGUUCCAUUGUUGUAAUUUUUCACCUCAAGUAAUAUUUCACAUUUUCACACAAGUGGUGUCACUGCAGUCAACACUACAUCCUUUAAUAUGAGUUUUUAACACAUCUCAAAAACAUAAAUAUGUCCAAAUAAAACUUCUUUGUGUAUUGGGUAAUUUUACCUGUUCAUAAAACAUGAUAACGGCAGAAGAAAUGACAGCAGAUCCCAGUGAUGUAUGUUUUGUUUACAUGGGUAAACUACUAUGUAGAAACCUAGUUUGUAUUUUGGAGGAAAGAGGUGAGCCCCACUAAAGUCAGAACAUCCCAUCACCAAAUAUAGCCUUAUAACAAAUUAUAACCACCAAUAUGAAA
Molecule: messenger RNA, 6478 nt
Organism: Sander lucioperca (pikeperch)
Lineage: Eukaryota; Metazoa; Chordata; Actinopteri; Perciformes; Percidae
Gene: pgbd5
Product: piggyBac transposable element derived 5
Exons: 7
Coding region: 412-2019 (535 amino acids)
Biological process (GO): non-replicative DNA transposition
Cellular component (GO): nucleus
Molecular function (GO): transposase activity
Source: RefSeq, a predicted model, not a curated record